Messenger RNA from Bombus pyrosoma, 669 nucleotides. RefSeq lists its product as uncharacterized. NCBI's taxonomy places the organism in Eukaryota, Metazoa, Arthropoda, Insecta, Hymenoptera, Apidae. The transcript has 2 exons. Gene Ontology annotation, molecular function: nucleic acid binding. The coding region runs from base 1 to 669 and encodes 222 amino acids. The record is from RefSeq and is a predicted model, not a curated record.
AUGACGCAGGUGCUCACCGGACAUGGAGCUUUCGGGGAGUACCUGCUAAGGAUUCGGCGAGAGGUGACUGACACUUGUCACCAGUGUCAGAAAGAGCAGGACACGGCGCAACACACCAUCAAGCAUUUGCACACGGCGGCCUAUCAUCUCACGCCCAAUGGGAUGGUAGAGCGGUUACAUCGGCAGUUAAAAGCAACAAUCAAAUGCCACGAUACGAACGACUGGGUAGAAACUUUACCAAUCGUUUUAUUGGGUAUACGAACCGCCAUUAAGGAGGACCUAAACGCAAUGGCAGCCGAAAUGGUUUACGGCACCGGAAUACGGUUGCCGGUAGAAUUCUUUUUACCAGCGGAUCAACAGGCAAACUCAAAAUACGCGAUCCGGUUAAAAGAGCGAAUCGAAAAAAUCAAGUCACACCCAAUCCCACGACAUGGCAUGAAGAAAAUUUUCAUUUUCCGCGAACUCGCAUCAUCGCCGUCUGUAUUUUUGCGCCACGAUGCAGCCAGAAACCCUUUACAAUCACCUUUCGGCGGGCCAUAUAAGGUGAUACAACGAGGCGAUAAAAACUUUAUCAUAGAAAUAAACAACAAGAUGCUAAGAGUUUCCAUAGACCAGUUAAAACCUGCUUUUGUUGUACCCAACGACAUCGAUCAACAACGACAACAUUGA